AAAAAAAAGAAGUAUGCUCUUUCUCUUCUGCACGUGCAACAAUUCCGUUUCUUCGAAGCAGUGUAAAAAUGCAUUUUUUGAAAGUUCCUUUUGAAAGGGGGCCAUAACGGUUCGCUUAUUUUUAACCUCACUUAUAACAUCUUUUUCCCACUUGAGCAUUUCCAGUAAGAUGAAUGGUUAAUUUUUUUCCUUCCCCAGCGCGUGUUUGCGAACAAUUUGGCUAGUGUUCCCACAUUGUUUGCUCUUUUCAAGAUCGAAAAUGACAACACGAUGCUCAUUUUUUUCAUUUAAAAAGUUUUAAUAAAUAAAAAAAGCAAACAUGAGUGAUGAUAACGCGACUGAGGUGUUGUAUGUAGGGGGAAUUGAUGAGACAAUAGACGAAAAGAGUUUGUAUGACAUUUUUUCUUCCUUUGGUGAUGUAAGAAAUAUCGAGGUGCCUAUAAAUUUGGUUACAAAAAAAAAUCGAGGAUUCGCAUUCGUGGAGUAUGUGGAAAAGGAUGAUGCGAAGCAUGCCUUAUACAACAUGAAUAAUUUUGAAUUAAAUGGAAAGAAAAUUCAUGUCAACUACUCCAAAAAUAGGAAAAUGGAACAGUAUAAGCCGGUUUGGAUAGACGAUUUGUAUAACCAGGAAAAGAUGAAACAAAUGGAGGAGGGAAAUUCAAACCAGGUGGAAAACGUAGAAAAGGACCCCCCUGAUUAAUAACAAACAGUGCUUAUGCUGGAUGGCCUCUAUGCAUUAUAAUGCCUUAUAACCUGUGGAACAAGAUUUUUCUUUUUUCAUAGUCAUACAAUUUUACGUCAUUAAUAUUGUAUGUUCCUUUUUUUUUAUUUUUU
Molecule: messenger RNA, 834 nt
Organism: Plasmodium cynomolgi strain B
Lineage: Eukaryota; Apicomplexa; Aconoidasida; Haemosporida; Plasmodiidae
Product: cyclophilin E
Exons: 4
Coding region: 320-700 (126 amino acids)
Molecular function (GO): RNA binding
Source: RefSeq, a predicted model, not a curated record